Molecule: messenger RNA, 1131 nt
Organism: Peniophora sp. CBMAI 1063
Lineage: Eukaryota; Fungi; Basidiomycota; Agaricomycetes; Russulales; Peniophoraceae
Source: the annotation of a GenBank genome assembly
AUGGCCUCGACACGCCACGCUCGUUCUGACUCGCAAGACUCCGGCCCAGGGCUCGUUCGCGCCGCCUCACAUGAGACGGACCCAUUCGUCGCGCGCUCUACUUCUGUUUCAUCGGCGACUCCGCAGGCUGGUCGUUGGUCUCAUUCGCCGACCAUAAUACCCAUCCCUGGCCAGAAAACUCGGGCGCAGAGGAGAAAGAAGGACAGGAAGAGGAAGGCGAAGAAGGAGAGCCAGAAGAUGCAGACGAUCAAGGAGGAGGACGUGAAGCCGGACGUCAAACCUGACAAGAAUGGAUUCGUGCGUCUCAAUAAGGGAGAGCCGGGAUGGGAGAUGGACCACGAACCUCGACCGGGAUAUGUUCGCGUUGCGCCAGUGUCUGACCCGGAGGACGAACUCAAGGUCGAAUUAGCGGAUGGCUCUUUCGACUGGGACGAUAUCAACGAUAACCCAGAGAUCGAGCUCUUCCUCAUACGGAUGCCGAGGACUAUCCACCGUGAUUGGAUACCCAAGCUGAGGAUCAAGGAUCUCGCGCAAACAUCUCCUACGGAGAACUAUGAGGCCUUCCGCUCGACCAAAUACGUCUAUACUGCGUCGGUUGCUGACCUCUCGCGCCCAAAGGAGGAUCUCGUCAGAGACCCGAACGUGCAAGGUCUUGAGAUGCUGGACAUGGAGGUUCUACUUCCCCGUAGGAGCGAGGGCGGAAAGUUAUACAUGGCGCCGCGGGGUGUGCAGCGCACUCUGACCCUCAAAGCGAACCCCCGCUUCGACAGACCUUCGACUCUACCCGAGUCGGACACGGACACGGAGUCGCAGCUGGACGACGAACCGCGCAGAUAUCCAGAUGAGAUGUUCAGGUCUCGCUUUCUGCCCAUUGGAAGCGAGUCAGUGCCGCCCCUCCGCGCUCCCGAGCGUGUUCAACCGCAAGCGGCGUCUUCGCGUGAACUUCGCCCCAGGACGCGUAAGGACGCCGGGGAGGCGCCGGAAAACGCAGUCGCAGUCUCGACUGCGAGUGGGACAACGGUCAAAGGGAAGAGAGCCAGAGAAGACACGGAGUCUGCGCCCAAGGACGCGAAGGAGCCGCCCGCGAAGAAGAGGAAGUCAGUACGGUUCCAGAACGCGGCGUCCAAGUAG